AGCUCAAGGGCGUCGGGCGCGAUGGCUAAUGCCUCCCCAGACCUGGACAACGCGGAAGCCCAGCGCCAGCUCAACAACAACAACCGACCGAUCGGCUCCGGGUUCUGGGAGACGGAGUGCACCAGCUCCAAGCUGUUCGAGUGCUCCCGCAUCAAGGCCUUGGCAGAUGAGCGAGAUGCGGUGCAGAAGAAGACUUUCACUAAGUGGGUGAACUCCCACCUGGCCAGAGUGUCCUGCCGCAUAUCCGACCUCUACAACGACCUGAGGGAUGGAUACAUGCUCACCAGACUGCUGGAGGUCCUGAGUGGAGAGCUGCUGCCGAGGCCGACGCGGGGCCGCAUGAGGAUCCACUGCCUGGAGAAUGUGGACAAGGCCCUGCAGUUUCUCAAGGAGCAGAGGGUCCACCUGGAGAACGUGGGCUCGCAUGACAUCGUGGACGGAAACCACCGCCUCACCCUCGGCCUCAUCUGGACCAUCAUCCUGCGUUUCCAGAUCCAGGUGAUCAAGAUCGAGACGGAGGACAACAGAGAGACGCGCUCGGCUAAAGAUGCGCUGCUGCUCUGGUGCCAGAUGAAGACGGCGGGAUAUCCUGAGGUCAACAUCCAGAACUUCACCACCUGCUGGAGAGACGGCCUGGCCUUCAACGCACUCAUACACAGACACAGACCGGAUCUGAUCGAGUUUCACAAGCUCACCAGAUCCAAUGCAACUCACAACCUCCAGCAAGCCUUCAACAUCGCCGAGCAGCACCUGGGCCUCACCAAGCUCCUGGACCCCGAAGAUGUGAACACAGAAAACCCAGAUGAAAAGUCCAUCAUCACAUACGUGGUCUCGUACUACCACUACUUCUCCAAGAUGAAGGCUCUUAUUGUGGAGGGGAAGAGGGUUGGCAAGGUGCUGGACAACUGUGUGGAGGCGGAGAAGAUCGUCAACCGCUACGACGCGCUGGCGUCUGACCUGCUGGACUGGAUCGAGAAGACCAUCGCUGUCAUCAGCAACCAGAAGUUCGCCAACUCUCUGACCGGAGUCCAGCAGCAGCUGCAGGCCUUCACAACCUACUGCACUAUAGAGAAGCCCAUCAAGUUUCAGGAAAAAGGGAACCUUGAGGUCCUUCUCUUCACCAUCCAAAGCAAACUCAGAGCCAAUAACCAGAAACCCUACGUGCCUAAUGACGGGAAGCUCAUCUCAGACAUUAACAAGGCCUGGGAGCGGCUGGAGAAGGCGGAGCAUGAGAGGGGCGUGGCUCUGAGGAAGGAGCUGAUUCGUCAGGAGAAGCUGGAGCUGCUGGCCCAGCGCUUCGACCACAAGACCACCAUGAGGCAGGCGUGGCUCAACGAGAACCAGAGGCUGGUCUCACAGGACAACUUCGGCUACGACCUCCCGGCCGUGGAGGCGGCGAUGAAGAAGCACGAGGCCAUCGAGGCGGACAUCGCCUCGUACGAGGAGCGGAUCGGCGUGGUGGUGGAGCUGGCGGCGGAGAUGGAGGCCGAGGGAUACUACGACAUCCGGCGGAUCUCCGCGCGCAAGGAGAACAUCCUGGGACAGUGGAGCCUGCUGAAGGAGCUGGUGGCCGGCCGGAGGACUCGGCUGGAGAAGAACCUGGCCCUGCAGAAGACCUUCCAGGACAUGGUGUACAUGAUCGACUGGAUGGAGGACACGCAAGUGCAGCUGCUGUCGAAGGACUUCGGGAAACAUCUGCUGGAGGUGGACGACCUGCUGCAGAAGCACAGCCUGCAGGAGGCCGACAUCAGCGUGCAGGCCGAGAGGGUGGAGACGCUCAACGCCGCCGCACUCAAGUUCACCACCGUGGAGGGUUACCAGCCCUGCGACCCGCAGGUGAUCUGUAACCGGGUAAACCACGUCUCGUCUUGUCUGGAGGAGCUGAAGCAGCUGGCAGCUAAACGCCGCUCGGAGCUGGAGGAGUCCAGACAGCUGUGGGCCUUUUUCCAGGAGCUGGAGGAGUCGGCGGCCUGGAUCCGGGAGAAGAGCGCCAUCCUGGGCGCUCAGGGCUAUGGGAAGGACCUGAGCAGCGUGCUGAGGCUGCUGCAGAAACACAAGACGCUGGCCGGGGAACUGCUGGCUCACCGUUCACUGCUGCAGAACACCAUGAAGCGAGGGAAGCAGAUCCUGAGCGAGAAGAGCUUCGGCACGGCGGGGAUCCAGGAGCACAUCAUGGAGGUGAAGAGCGAGUGGAAGAGGCUGGAGGACCAGGCGGCGCAGCGCCUGGGCCACCUGCAGGAGGCGCUCAACUUCUUCCAGUUCUCCACCGAGACGGACGACCUGGUGGCGUGGCUGCAGGACGCCUACCGCCUGGUCUCCAGCGAGGACUUCGGCCACGACGAGUACUCCACCCAGUCGCUGCUGAAGAAGCACAAGGGCGUGAGCGAGGCGGUGGACAAGCACCGCCUGCACGUCAUCGCGCUGCGCAAACACGUGGUGGCGCUGCCGCUGCAGUAUAGGGAGCAGGAGGAGGUGCAGGUGCGGAUGGGGGAGGUGGAGCAGCUGUACACGGAGGUGGCGGAGGUGGCCGUGCUCCGGCAGCAGUGGCUCCACGACGCCCUGGCCGUCUACCGCAUGUUCAGCGAGGUCAACGCCUGCGAGCUGUGGAUCGACGAGAAGGAGCAGUGGCUGGACAAGAUGGACAUCCCCGAGAAGCUGGAGGACGUGGAGGUGGUGGCACACAGGUUCGAGAGCCUGGACCAGGAGAUGAACAGCCUGAUGGGAAGGAUCCUGGACGUGAAUCAGAUCGUGCAGCAGCUCCUCGACGGAGGUCAUCCGUCUUCCACAGAGGUCAGAGGCUGCCAGGACCACCUCAACUCCAGGUGGAACAGCAUCGUGGAGCUGGUGGAGCAGAAGAAAGACCAGAUGGACUCCAUGCUGCGGCUGCAGAACUACCUCCUGGAGUGCGCCGAGAUCAAGUCCCAGAUCCAGGAGAAGAGGAAAGCCAUCGACGCCACCCAGUACGUGGGCAGCGACCUGGGCGGAGUCCUGGCCCUGCAGAGACGCCUCUCCACCAUGGAGGGCGCCCUGUCGGUGCUGGAGCCCAAACUGCUGCACCUGCAGGAAGAAGCGGAGCAUCUGGCCACCGCCCACCAGAGCCGCGCCAUGGAGGUCCUCAUGCCGUUCGACGGCAUCAGCGUGGAGUGGGAGGAGCUGAAACGGACACUGCAGGGCUGCGAGGACUCGCUGAUGGUGGCCAGCAGGCUGCAGAGCUUCAUACAGGACCUGGACUCCUUCCUCACCUGGCUGGUCCAGACGCAGACGUCCGCCGCCUCCGACCAGCUCCCCAACAACCUGGAGGAGGCCGAGAAACUCAUCAACAAGCACGCCGCCCUGAAGGAGGAGAUCGGCCGGUACGAGGAGGACUACGAGCGCCUGCAGGCCAUGAACGAGCUGCUGGAGUCGGAGGAGGCGCCGCUGCCGCAGGCCGCCCUGCAGCAGUGGCUCCAGAAGCUGGACGUGGGCUGGAACAAGCUGCUGGAGAUGUGGGAGAGCCGCAGAGAGGUCCUGGUCCAGGCCCACAUCUUCCACCUGUUCCUGAGGGACGUCAAGCAGGCCGAGUCCUUCCUGAACAACCAGGAGUCGGCCCUGGCUCACGUGGAGCUGCCCACCACGGUGGAAACGGUGGAGGCGGCCAUCAAGAAACACAAGGACUUCACCACGGCCAUGGAGCUCAACCUGCACCGCAUCAAGGCCGUGAUCGAGGCCGGAGAGAGUCUGAUCAGCCAGAGCAACAUCUACUCCGAACGCAUCAGGGAGCGCAUCGACACGCUCGCCAACAGGGGAAACCAGAACAGAGAGCUGGCUCAGCAGUGGCUGGAGAGACUCAACACCCAGUGGGGGCUUCAGAGGUUCCUGCAGGACUGUCACGAGCUGGGCGACUGGGUGUGCGAGAAGAUGCUGAUGGCGAGGGACAGCAGUCGAGACGAGACCCAGAAGCUCCACAAGAAAUGGCUGAAGCACCAGGCCUUCAUGGCCGAGCUGGCCCAGAAUAAGGAAUGGCUGGACAAGAUCGAAAAGGAGGGCCAGCAGCUGAUCCAGGAGAAGCCGGAGCUCAGCCCGGUGGUGAGGAAGAAGCUGGAGGAGAUCCGGGAGUGCUGGCUGGACCUGGAGAGCACCACCCAGGCCAAGGCGCGCCAGCUGUUCGAGGCCAACAAGGCCGACCUGCUGGUGCAGAGCUACGAGAGCCUGGACCAGCGACUGGGCCAGCUGGAGGGUCAGCUGGUCUACGUGGACCAGGGACAGGACCUCACCACUGUCAACAAGCAGCUGAAGAAACUGCAGACCAUGGAGACGCAGAUGGAGGAGUGGUAUAACGAGGUGGGGCAGCUGCAGGCGCAGGCCGCCACCAUCCCGCAGCAGACGCAGGUCAAGGAGACGGUGGCGGAGCGGCAGUCCGCCGUGGAGGCCCGGAUGGUGCGUCUGAUCGAGCCGCUCAAGGAGAGACGGCGAAUCCUGCUGGCCUCCAAGGAGGUGCACCAGGUCGGGCGGGACCUGGAGGACGAGAUCCUGUGGGUGCAGGAGCGCCUCCCGAUGGCCAUGAGCCAGGAGCACGGCUCGACUCUGCAGGCCGUCCAGCAGCUCAUGAAGAAGAACCAGACCCUGCAGAGAGAGCUGCAGGGCCACCGCGGCCGCAUCGAGGACGUGCUGGAGAGGGCGGCCAUCAUCGCCUCCAUCCGCAGCCCCGAGGCCGACUGCGUGCGGGCCGGCCACGACCAGCUGGCCCAGCUGUGGGCGCUGCUGUGGGCCGAGACGGAGCGGCGGCAGCUGGUGCUGGACGCCAUGUACCAGGCCCAGCAGUACUACUUCGACACGGCCGAGGUGGAGGCGUGGCUGAGCGAGCAGGAGCUGCACAUGAUGAACGAGGAGAAGGGCAAGGACGAGCCGAGCACGCUGCAGCUGCUGAAGAAGCACCUGGUGCUGGAGCAGACCAUCGAGGACUACGCGGAGACCAUCGGCCUGCUGUCGCAGCAGUGUCGGCAGCUGCUGGAGAUGGGACAUCCGGACUGCGAGCUCAUCAGCAAGCGGCAGUCGCAGAUCGACCGUCUGUACGUGUCGCUGAAGGACCUGGUGGAGGAGAGGAAGAGCCGCCUGGAGCAGCAGUACUGGCUCUACCAGCUGAACCGCGAGGUGGACGAGCUGGAGCAGUGGAUCGCCCAGAGGGAGGUGGUGGCCAGCUCGCCGGAGCUGGGCCAGGACUACGAGCACGUCACCGUCCUGCAGGAGAAGUUCACGGAGUUCGCCUCGGAGACGGGCAGCGUGGGGCAGGAGCGAGUGACGGCCGUCAACCAGAUGGUGGACGAGCUCAUCGACUACGGCCACUCGGAGGCGGCCACCAUCGCCGAGUGGAAGGACGGCGUGAACGAGGCCUGGGCCGACCUGCUGGAGCUCAUGGAGACCCGAGCGCAGAUGCUGGCCGCCUCGCAUCAGCUGCACAAGUUCUUCGCCGACUGUAGAGAGGUUUUGGCUCAGAUCGCAGACAAACAUCGAAGGCUGCCAGAGGUGCGAGCCCGGCAGGGCGGCUCCGCCAACACCAGCAGCCUGCAGAGACUCCUGCACACCUUCGAGCAGGACAUUCAGCUGCUGGUCACACAGGUGCGCCAGCUGCAGGAGAGCGCCGCCCAGCUCCGGACGGUGUACGCCGGCGAAAAGGCGGAGGCCAUCGCGUGCCGCGAGCACGAGGUGAUGCAGUGCUGGAAGGAGCUGCUGACGUCCUGCGAGGAGUGCCGGGUGCAGAUCACCACGGAAACCGACAAGCUGCGGUUCUUCGGGAUGGUCCGGGAUCAGAUCAUGUGGAUGGAGUCCAUCAUCUGUCAGAUCGGGACCGGGGAGAAGCCCAGGGACGUGUCCUCGGUGGAGGUGCUGAUGAAUUAUCACCAGAGUCUGAAGAGCGAGGUGGAGGCUCGCAGCCGGAGCACCCUGGAGUGCAUCGAGAUGGGAAAGACCCUACUGGCUGCCAGAAACCCCGCCGCUGAGGAGAUCAAGGACAAGUUGGAUAAGGUGAUCGCGAAGCAGCACGAGCUGACGGAGCGGUGGGACAAGCACUGGGAGUUCCUCCAGCAACUGUUGGAGGUGCACCAGUUUGCGCAGGAGGCGGUGGUGGCCGAGGCGUGGCUGACGGCGCAGGAGCCCUUCAUCAGCAGCAACGAGCUGGGGGCCAGCGUGGACGAGGUGGAGCAGCUGAUCCGGCGGCACGAAGCCUUCCGCAAAGCCGCCGCCACCUGGGAGGAGCGCUUCAGCUCGCUGCGGCGGCUCACCACGGUGGAGAAGUUGAAAGCAGAGCAAAGCAAACUCCCCCCGACGCCCCUCCUGGGCCGAAAAGUCUUCCUGGACCCUCAGGACGCCGCGCCCACCCCCUCCACCCUGCCCCGCCUCCCCAUCUCUCCCGUCAUGAGGCAGACCAUCUACGAACAGAACGAAGCCAGCUCCCCUCCCUCGCCGUCGCCCGCCACGCCGACGCCCUCGCCGUCCUCCGUGGCGCGGCGGCUGGGCUCCACGGUGGCCAACUACACGCCCGUCAUGAACGGCUCCAGUUACCGGCACACCCUGGAGGCCCGGCACGCCGGCGGCGGCGGCGUGGUGGGCGUGGCCGCCGGACUGGGACACCCCGCCCCUUCCUCCAUCGCUUCCAUCGCCACGGCGGCCAUGCUGGUCUCGGCCAAUCAGGCGCGGGAAAGCGCCGGCUCGGCGAGAGAGCAGGUCACUAAGGCCAUGAGCCACCUGCAGCCGGCGCAAGCGGCGAGGGAGCUGGAGGCGAAGGCGUCCCCGUAUCUACGGCAGCCCAAGAUCAAACACCUGGACGACGCGGUGACGCCGCUGCUGGUGGCGAGCCGGCUGGAGAGGGCCCGGGAGCGGGAGCGAGGCCGGGAGAGGGAGCCGGCGGCGGCGGGGAUGGGCUCGGAGAGGGCGGAGGUGGCGGUGAUGGCCGAGGUGGUGCUUCAGGAACCCGCCCGCGAGCGUCUGCACAGCGAGCCCACCAGGGGGCGCCGCGGGUCCCGGCCCGACCCGCCGGGCCACGCCGAGCCGCAGGCGCACCAGCGGGACCAGCGCAUGGAGCGGCAGCUGUCCAGCGAGCAGCUGAUCCAGGCGCGGCGCGACGAGCUGCCGCAGGAGGUGUGGCGGGAGCAGGCGGAGAGGAGGGAGCGCCGCACCCUGGAGAGGCAGACGUCCAGCGAGCAGGAGGGCCCGGGGGGCCACGGCGGCCACGGGGGCCACGGCGGCCACGGCAGCCACGGCAGCCACGGGAGCCACGGCAGCCACGACAGCCGGAGGAGAGAGCGAGACCGGCACCGGCUGGAGAGGCAGGAGUCCAGCGAGCACGACACCGGGAAGGAGCACUCCGACCGCCGCUCGGGGGGAGGAGACAAACGAUCCACUCUGGCAGAGAUCGUAGAGCAGCUGCAGGAAAGAGAAGCAGCUCAGGCCCGCGGUGAGGUGCCCCGCCUGCCCAACGGCUUGCCGGAGAAGUCUUCCCGUCCCGACCGGCCCCGGGCCCGAGACCGACCCAAACCGCGGCGCCGGCCUCGGCCCAAAGAACCGGGAGAGACCACCAGGCGGUCCCGGUCGGCGCCGGCCCAGAGCAGCCCGGCGGUCCCGCAGCCGCCGACGCACACGGCGCACCACGAGGGCUUCCUGUUCCGCAAGCUGGACAUCGAGAGCCUGAAGAAGAGCACCAAUAGCAGGUCUUGGGUCAACCUGUACUGCGUGCUGAACAAAGGGGAGAUGGGAUUCUACAAGGACGCCAAGAACACCGCCACGCCGUACAACAACGAGCCGCUGCUCAGCCUGUCCCACUGCCACUGCGACGUCACCAACGGCUACAAGAAGAAGAAGAACGUCUUCACGCUCAAAACGAAGGACGGCAGCGAGUUCUUGUUUCACGCUAAAGACGAGGAGGACCUCAAAGCCUGGGUGACCAACAUCACGGCCAGCAUCACGGAGCACGAGGAGAUCGCCAAAUGGGGUCAGCCCCAACCAACUACCUCAUCCACCGACGAGGGCACGCGGCGCGACGGCAGCAAGGCCGACAACCGCUCCGACCGCGGCGGCGAGCGCUCCGACCGCGGCGGCGACCGCAUCGAGCGCGCCGACAAGGAGAAGGAGAAGGAGCGGGAGCGGGGCGAGCGCUCGGAGAGGUCGGAGCGCGGCGGGAAGUCGGACGCCAAGCGCUCGGAAAAGUCCAGCAAGAAGAAGUGACGGCGGCGGCUCGCGGGCCGGGAUUAAAAGCGUACGAACUUGGACCGGGAGGCGGGUCCUGGGACCGCCGGGGACCGCCCCCUUCCUCCUCUCCGCCUCCGACACGUCAACACAAGCGGCCGUGUUUGGACGGGAAGCGGCCCGGGCGCUCUCUCAUCGGACGGGACAGCAGGAGGCGCCGCUCUUUCUCCCUCCGCCUCCCGGGACUGCAGAGGGGGCGGAGCUUUGGGCCGCCAGCGGCGUCAGCGGGAGAGAGGCGGGACAAAACGGAGGCCGUUCCCGAAAGCUGGUAGUUCGAUAAACCGUAGCUCAUACUGUCCCAUGUCUGUUUUUUCUAUGAGACGAGCUGUUUGUCUGUUUCCUGUCCGUCCGUCUUAUCGUCCGUCCGUCCGUGAGUCCAGGCCGCCUGCACUCCGUCUUAUUACUGCUUGGAAAGUGAGAGAGAUUCAAAUUAUGCCAAAAUAUGUCGAAAUUCUUUUCCCGCCUCACUUCAUUUUGUGUCUGAAGCUCAGUUUAGUUUGGAAAACGGCUCCCAGCUGCAUUUCCUCCUCCAGAGGAAGACGAGGAGGCAGAGCGACCAGACGCCCUGAGAACCCCGCCGCCGUCUGCUCGCGGCCACCAGGCGCAGCGGCCGCGUUGUGUUUGAGCAGAGUCUCUGGAAGAACUCCGGUUCUCCUCUGGGAUUUAGACAUAAAGAGCAGAUUCCCCCGGAUCGUCCUCCAGGUGGCGCCGGCCGUGGUCACGUCAGUCGUUACAGGAUCUUGAACCCUGCAGGUGUUUCUCAUGCAGAACAGGAGCUUUUCAUCAGAUCAGUUUCAUUUCACCUUGUUUUUGGUCAUAAGCA
Messenger RNA from Salarias fasciatus (jewelled blenny), 9040 nucleotides. It is a transcript of the gene sptbn4b, whose product is annotated as spectrin, beta, non-erythrocytic 4b. The transcript has 43 exons. Gene Ontology annotation, cellular component: spectrin. Bases 22 to 8196 code for a protein of 2724 amino acids. Gene Ontology annotation, molecular function: phospholipid binding; structural constituent of cytoskeleton; actin binding. Lineage: Eukaryota; Metazoa; Chordata; Actinopteri; Blenniiformes; Blenniidae. The record is from RefSeq and is a predicted model, not a curated record.